AUGGGUCAAGAUCUGGCCAAGAUCAGUCGUGCGAAUAGGCGUGUUUACGUCGCGUCGGGCUUCCUGACGACGCCACGUGCCCAUGGCGUCGCGCCAAAGGCGCCCGAGGCUCUUGACACUGUUCGCGCGCAAGCUUCGGUGGAACUCAUAUGGUCUAGCUCAACUUGGCUGUCGGCUGUUGAAAUGGCACGGCCUAUGGUGAGAAGUCGUCUACGUUUGCCCGGUUACGUCGAAAUGAACAUGGGGUCGAAAAAAGAAAAAGCGUGUCCGGCGCUAUAUAGGGAAAACAGAUUUAAGUUCACAAUGUAUUACGCUUCGGUGGUAUGCAUCGUCUGUAGGAAUGCCUGGCGUGGCGCCAGCACUCGUCCCCGCAGGUACAAU
Molecule: messenger RNA, 381 nt
Organism: Iphiclides podalirius (scarce swallowtail)
Lineage: Eukaryota; Metazoa; Arthropoda; Insecta; Lepidoptera; Papilionidae
Source: the annotation of a GenBank genome assembly